AUGUAAAAUAGUGACCCCACUAUCCUCAUAGACUUCAAUACUCCCUUUGACGAGAGCAAACUCAGAAUGCUCGACCAAGUUGUCGACGUCAUGUAUAACGGCAAACCAAAUGAUAGAGUUGUAGCCAACAAUAUUCUAAACCAGUUCAAAGAGCACCCAGAUGCUUGGAUCAAUGUAGACAAGAUUCUAGAUAACACCAAGAAUCCCAACACCAAGUUCUAUGCUUUGCAAAUUCUCGAUGAUGCUGUUAAUACUCGCUGGAAAAUUCUUCCAGAAGAUUAGAAACAGGGAAUUAGAGGUUUCAUCAUACAGCUUGUGCUCAACCUAUCUCAGGACGAACAAAUUGCUCAGUAAAAUUAGCACUUAUUAACCAAACUCAACGCUACACUUAUCUCAAUAGUGAAGCAUGAAUGGACAACUUCAUGGCAGAACUUUAUUCCCGAUAUUUGCUCAAAUGCGAAGGAAAAUCAAUCAAGAUGUGAAAAUGCUUUAAGCAUCUUGAAAUUACUCUCUGAGGAGGUCUUUGAUUUCAGUAAAAAUGCUUUACUUAAAUCUCAAGCCAAACAGCUCAAAGACUCAAUGACCAACGACUUUGCCACUAUUUUUGAGUUGUGUAUGUGGGUACUCUAAUUAGCAAUCACAGACCCUCAAAACAUCAAACCAUCUCUAGUUAGAUCUUGCCUUAAAACUUUCCAAGCAUUUUUAUCCUGGAUUCCUCUUGCUUAUAUCUUUGAUACAGAUUUGAUCCCGCUUAUUAUAAACAACUUCUUAGGACCUGCCUCUUCAAGAAUUGAAGCAAUCAGAUGUUUUACAGAAAUCGCUAGUUUACAAUUAGAUGACUCUGAUGAGGCUGAAAAGAGAAGUUGCAAAGAAAAAAUUUGCAUGUAUUUCUGCUUGUUCAUUCAAAAAAUUACUGAAAUCACAAAAAACAGAUCGCUAGUAGAUGAGUUUAAGACUCUUCAAGGAUCUAAAAAUCAAACUGGUUUUGAGAACUUUGUGAAACAACUUGCCUUGUCAAUUUCAGCUGUGCUUAAAAAUAAUAUCGAUUUAAUCGAGGAGACCACAAAUGUAUCAAGCCCUAAUCCAAACAUUCAAUUCCUCCAAUAAUGCAUUUAAAAGUCAUUAGAAUUCUUAGUUUAACUUUCCAACAUUCCUGAAGAUGAGUUGUUCAAGAUAUGCCUCGACUUUUGGCAUUUCUUCUGCUAUAAUAUCAUGAUCAAAAUCAAUGGAGAUCAGUACUUCAACCAAGGGAACAAUUUCAAUCCAUAAGGAUUUGGAAAUGGAUUGAAUUUGAACUCCCUAUUAAAAAAUUCAUUCAUGCACUAUCAAGUAUAUCCAGCAAUCCUCGAGGAUGUUAGAAUGAUAGCUAUUGAUUCAAUGGCAAAGCCAAAAGAAGUCCUGGUUGUUGUAGAUGAGAAUGGAGAAGCUGUAGAAGAAGUAUUUGAUGAUACUGAAACUAUCAGUAUCUAUGAGACAAUGAGAGAAAUGCUUAUUUAUUUAACCAAUAUUGACACUCCAGCUAUGGACAGAGUAAUCUAAAGAAGAUUAGAUAUGCUGACUGCAACCACCGAUAGGACAUUCUUCACCUUCGAUAGACUAAAUAAACUCUGUUGGGCUCUUGGCUCUAUCUCCGGAUGCAUGUCUCAAGAAGACGAAAAUAAAUUUGUAGUUUCAGUCAUCAAAGAGUUACUAAACCUGUGUGAGAAAACUCAUGGAAAAUCUAAUAAAGCCUUAGUUGCUGCUGACAUCAUGUAUGUCGUCGGAUAAUUCCCUAGAUUCCUUUGCUCUCAUUGGGCAUUUUUAAAGACUGUCAUCAGAAAACUCAAUGAAUUUAUGCAUGAGAAACAUCCAGGAGUCUAAGAUAUGGCAUCUGAAACAUUCCUCAAAAUUUCUAAGUAAACCAAGCAUAUGUUUGUUCAACGCCACGAUGCAGAUAAAGAUCCAUAUGUCAAUGAACUGAUCAGAUAAAUCCCAGAAAAUCUUAAGGACCUUGAGCAACAUCAAAAGCUUAUGGUAUACGAGGGUAUUGGCUAUAUGAUCUCAUAGGAAUAGAUGCCAAUUAUUUAAGAGAAAAUAUUGAACAAUUGUCUUUAGUUCGUUCACUUUGACUGGGAAAAGAUUCUCUAACUUGCAAAUCAAUCUUCUGAUCAGCUUCUGAUACCAGAAGUAUUGAAAUCUAUUGAUUUCAUUAUUAAGGUAAAUACCAAAGUUGCUGAAGCUGUUGGAUUUAUUUAUCUUAGCUACCUAAGGAGAAUAUUCAACGAUCUUCUCAAAAUGUAUGGACUUUAUUCACAUUGCAUCAGCAAUUCAGUUAAAUUCAGAUAAAAUGAACAUAUGAUCAAGCCUAUGAAAACAGUCAGAAGAGAUAUUUUAAAACUCAUACAAACUUACAUUAAAAGUUCUAAUGACUUAAGCACCUUCAAUCAAGAGUUUCUCCCAACUCUUCAGGGACUUGUUGAGGACUACUAGUAAAAUGAUCCAAACGCUAGAGAUCCUGAGGUUCUGCUUCUCUUUGCAACAAUGAUUCAGAAACUUGGAGAAUAUAUCAGUGGGUUCUUGCAACAAAUUCUUUUCAAUCUUUGUGAGACUACUCUAGCUAUGAUUAAGGAUGAUUACAUUUCAUAUCCAGAGUUCAGAGAAGGGUUAUUCAAGCUAGUUGAGAAUAUUGUGAAGUAUUGCACAGGGGGAUUAUUCCAGCUCUAGGCUGAUAAGUUCCACACUAUCAUUCUGACAAUAAUGUUCGCAAUGAAACAUGAAAAACCUGAACUUAUGGAAAUUGGUCUUGAAGCAAUGUAUGCUUUGAAUGGCUUAGUCGUGCAAGAACCAUAGAUUGCCUCAAUCUUUUACUAAAACUUCUAUGUCCUCAUAAUUCGCGACACAAUGACAGUUAUGACAGACUACAGACAUAUGAGUGGCUUCAAGAUUCAAGGCUAAAUUAUUCAAUAGCUAAUUUAGGUAGCUGAGAACCCCUCAGGAAUGUUUGCACCUAUCAACUCAGAUAAUGGGCAGCAACAUCAGUAUGGAUCAAACAAAGAAUUUGUCGUGAACCUAUUAAUUGAUUGCAUCAGAUCCCUUUUCCCUAACUUAAACAAAAUUCAAAUUGAGGCCUUCGUUUUGAAUUUGUUUAAUAACUCGACUGACUGGCACAUGUUCAAGAGCACUCUAAGAGAUUUAUUAAUCUCGAUGAAGAGUUUUGCAAGCAAUGACGAUGAUUUCUAUGUUGAAGAGAAAAAAGCUGCUUUAGAAGAAGCUCAACAAAAAGAAUUGGAAAGGAGAAGAGCUAUCCCUGGACUUAUUACCCCAAGUGAAUAGUUACAAUAGUGA
Messenger RNA from Stylonychia lemnae, 3324 nucleotides. Lineage: Eukaryota; Ciliophora; Spirotrichea; Sporadotrichida; Oxytrichidae. The record is from the annotation of a GenBank genome assembly.